This is a messenger RNA of Cherax quadricarinatus, 2408 nucleotides long. Its product is annotated as heat shock 70 kDa protein cognate 4. Lineage: Eukaryota; Metazoa; Arthropoda; Malacostraca; Decapoda; Parastacidae. The record is from RefSeq and is a predicted model, not a curated record. Gene Ontology annotation, cellular component: cytosol; nucleus; plasma membrane. Gene Ontology annotation, molecular function: ATP binding; ATP-dependent protein folding chaperone.
AUAGGUGUAAGAGGCAGCCAGAAGCAGUCAGGAGGAGUGAGGUGCAGGAUACUCAUUACUGCAGUACACCACUGAAUACCGAAAGAUGGCAGCUCCGGCUAUUGGCAUUGACCUAGGCACUACCUACUCGUGUGUGGGAGUGUUCCAACACGGCAAAGUGGAGAUCAUCGCCAACGACCAGGGUAACAGGACGACACCUUCCUAUGUCGCCUUCACAGAUACAGAGAGACUCAUCGGUGACGCUGCCAAGAACCAGGUGGCCAUGAACCCCAACAACACUGUGUUCGACGCCAAACGUCUCAUCGGUCGCAAGUUUGAGGACCCAGCAGUGCAGAGCGAUAUGAAGCAUUGGCCCUUCACCGUGGUCAACGAAGCCGGAAAACCUAAAGUGAAGGUGGAGUACAAGGGCGAGAAUAAGACUUUCAACCCUGAGGAAAUCUCCUCUAUGGUGUUAACUAAAAUGAAAGAAACUGCCGAGGCCUUCCUUGGUAAAAGUGUGAAAGAUGCUGUCAUUACAGUUCCUGCCUAUUUCAAUGACUCCCAGCGUCAAGCUACCAAAGAUGCAGGAGCUAUCGCCGGCAUUAAUGUUCUCAGAAUCAUCAAUGAGCCAACUGCUGCUGCCAUUGCUUACGGACUCGACAAAAAAGUGGGUGGUAGAGGGGAACGUAAUAUUUUGAUCUUCGACCUCGGAGGCGGUACCUUCGAUGUGUCUAUUCUUAGCAUUGAUGAAGGUGUCUUUGAAGUGAAAUCUACUGCCGGAGACACCCACUUGGGAGGCGAAGAUUUCGACAAUAGAAUGGUGAACCAUUUCAAACAGGAGUUCCAGAGAAAAUACAAGAAAGAUUUGAGUGCUAAUAAAAGAGCGGUUCGUCGACUGCGAACUGCCUGUGAGAGAGCCAAGCGAACUUUGUCAUCUUCCACUCAGGCCAGUGUGGAGAUCGAUUCAUUAUAUGAGGGUAUCGAUUUCUACACUUCUAUCACACGCGCCCGAUUUGAGGAGCUUUGUUCUGAUCUUUUCCGAGGGACGCUGGAGCCUGUAGAGAAGGCGCUGAGAGAUGCCAAGAUAGAUAAAGGCGGCAUCCAUGAACUGGUCUUGGUGGGAGGCUCUACCCGCAUCCCCAAGAUCCAGAAACUCUUGCAAGACUUCUUCAAUGGGAAAGAACUCAACAAAUCGAUCAACCCAGACGAGGCGGUGGCUUACGGUGCUGCCGUGCAGGCUGCAAUCUUGCAUGGUGACCAGUCUGAAGGAGUGAAGGAUGUUCUGCUGCUGGACGUGGCCCCUCUGUCACUGGGUAUAGAGACCGCAGGAGGUGUGAUGACUGCUCUCAUCAAGCGUAACACAACAAUACCCACCAAGCAGCAGCAAGUCUUCACCACAUACUCUGACAACCAGCCAGGUGUGCUUAUUCAGGUAUACGAAGGAGAGCGUGCCAUGACCAAGGACAACAACCUUUUGGGAAAGUUUGAGUUGAGUGGCAUCCCUCCAGCACCUCGUGGAGUGCCACAGAUCGAAGUGACCUUCGACAUCGAUGCCAACGGCAUUCUCAACGUAUCUGCGACUGACAAGUCGACUGGCAAGGAAAACAAGAUCACCAUCACCAACGAUAAGGGUCGCCUCAGUAAAGAGGAAAUAGAAAGAAUGGUUAAUGAGGCCGAAAAGUACCGAGAUGACGACAGUAAACAACGUGAAAGAGUGGAAGCCAAGAACCGGCUGGAAGCUCUGUGCUUCAGUGUCAAGUCUGCCGUUUCUGAACCUUCGGUUGGUGAUAAACUGUCAGCCGAAGAGAAGCGAUCCAUUGAGGAAAAAGCUCAAGAAACUCUGAACUGGCUGGACGCUAACCAACUGGCAGAAAAGGAUGAAUAUGAGCACCAAAUGAAGGAGCUGGAGCGAGUGUGGCGGCCCCUGGCCAGCAAGAUACACGGUCAGGGAGGCAGCGGUGGUACAGGUGGAACUUCCUCUGGCUCUGGACCCACCGUAGAGGAGGUAGACUAAAUCAGUACACAAGACAAAUAUUACGUAUAAUAAACAUAAUACGCAUUAAAAAAAAACUCUGUGUACAACAUUUUUUCAGUACUCGCGUAACCAACGAGUACAAGAACGAGUGAACAAAACGCACUAAUAUUUAUUAUUAGUUUUUUUUAAAUUAUUGUACAAAACAUACAAUAAUAUGAAGGCUCAUAGGAUGCAUAUCAUUUCGGGCAAUAAUAUGGGCAUUUAUUUAUAAUAAGGCGAAAUUUUUAUUAAUGUAAAUGUACUUACAAAAACACUAAACGUAUUUGGGCACUUCAGAACUAAUUUAUGUUUAUCUCUUAGUUUACUGUUCUAUCCCUAAAUUAUAUAUUAUUAUUUGUGUAUGCACUUGUUUAUAUAAUUAAAACAUAAAAAAAUGUUUCAUCUAUAUGGCUCA